GUCCCAGUCUGCGUCGCCACAAGUUGAGUGUAGUAGUGGAACAACUCGCUGCUGGUCGUCCGGGAACCGUGUGCAACUGAGGAAAGAAGAGAAAGACAGUCAUUGAAAACCAAGUAUCCAGGAUGUCUUCAUGCACACCAAUCAUCAAAUGGAGUACAGCCAGAGGGGAGUUCUACUGGUGUUCCACAUGUGACACGGCAUACAGGGAUAGGGAAGGCAUUGUAGAACACACCAUGACCCACUCUAAAUGGACAGAAUCCCACACAUGCUUUGAGUGUCUCAGGAGUUUCUCUAACAGCAAGGACUUACAGGCACACAUUCCUAGGUGUAAUAUCACUGUUACUUCACCUGUGCUUGAUCUCAAUGGUUCUGGGUCUCAAGGGUUCUACUAAAUUUAGUAGUUGUAAGAAUUGGCAGCUGAUAUAUUUUCUUACAUUUCCUGAUGCUUUUUGUAUGAAUAGAUUUUUUCUUACAUUGCCUGAUGCUUUUUGUAUGAAUAGAUUUUAUUUUUUGAAGUACAGAAAUAAAUA
This is a messenger RNA of Penaeus vannamei (Pacific white shrimp), 530 nucleotides long. The record is from RefSeq and is a predicted model, not a curated record. NCBI's taxonomy places the organism in Eukaryota, Metazoa, Arthropoda, Malacostraca, Decapoda, Penaeidae.